CUCCAUCCAUGUCUAAUGUCUUCUCUUGUAGGUUCGAUACUUGUUCAACAAGAGAAACCGUUUGCUUUAUCACCCGGUUCUCAGGCUCAGAGGAAUGUUAGGCGAGUGUGGACAUCGCGCAAAUGCUCUGCUUUGAGCUCCGUUUCUGCUACAGCUAAUGUCGGCCAAGUGUCUACUAGGGCUGCAGAGGAAGAUGUAUUAAAAGCCUUAUCUCAAAUUAUUGACCCUGACUUUGGGACGGACAUUGUUUCAUGUGGUUUUGUGAAGGAUAUGAAUAUAGACAAAGCUUCUGGAGAGGUUUCAUUUCGGUUAGAGCUAACUACACCAGCAUGUCCGAUCAAGGACAUGUUUGAGCAAAAAGCAAAUGAGGUGGUGGCUGCACUUCCCUGGGUUAAAAAGGUCAACGUUACAAUGUCCGCACAACCAGCAAAACCUGCUUUUGUGGGACAACUUCCUGCUGGGCUACAAACAAUAUCAAAUAUUAUAGCAGUAUCAAGUUGCAAGGGAGGAGUAGGAAAGUCAACUGUAGCCGUAAACUUAGCAUACACUUUGGCUGGUAUGGGUGCUAGAGUUGGUAUCUUUGAUGCUGAUGUCUAUGGCCCUAGUUUACCAACAAUGGUUUCUCCCGAAAAUAGGGUACUCGAAAUGAAUCCAGAGAAGAAGUCUAUCAUUCCAACUGAAUACUUGGGAGUAAAGUUGGUCUCUUUUGGAUUUGCUGGACAAGGUCGUGCAAUAAUGAGGGGUCCAAUGGUGUCAGGAGUCAUCAACCAAUUGCUGACCACAGCUGAUUGGGGGGAACUAGAUUAUCUUGUUAUUGACAUGCCACCUGGAACAGGUGAUAUACAUCUCACCUUAUGCCAGGUGGCACCAUUAACUGCUGCUGUCAUAGUUACCACGCCUCAGAAGCUGUCUUUCAUUGAUGUUGCGAAAGGAGUUAGAAUGUUUUCAAAGCUGAAGGUUCCAUGUGUAGCUGUAGUUGAAAACAUGUGCUAUUUUGAUGCUGAUGAGAAACGUUACUAUCCGUUUGGCAGAGGUUCAGGCUCUCAGGUUGUUCAGCAAUUUGGAAUCCCCAAUCUGUUUGAUCUUCCAAUCAGACCAACGCUAUCUGCAUCUGGAGAUAGUGGGAUUCCCGAUGUAGUAGCCGAUCCACUAAGCGAAGUCGCCAAGAUAUUCCAAGACCUUGGUGUUUGUGUUGUGCAACAGUGUGCCAAAAUCCGGCAACAAGUUUCAACAGCAGUAACCUAUGAUAAAUCCCUCAAGGUAAUAAAGGUCAAGGUACCAAAUUCAGAUGAAGAAUUCCUUUUGCAUCCUGCAACCGUAAGACGAAAUGAUCGUUCUGCCCAAAGUGUAGAUGAGUGGACAGGGGAGCAGAAGUUGCAAUUUGCAGAUGUUUCAGAAGAUAUUGAACCUGAAGAAAUUCGUCCAAUGGGAAACUAUGCCGUAUCUAUAACUUGGCCAGAUGGAUUUAGCCAGAUUGCUCCUUAUGAUCAACUGCAAACAAUCGAGCGUCUGGUAGAUAUUCCACUGCCAGCUUCUAUACCUCUAUCGCUGUAAGUGGCCAGCUAAUAUAAAGAGAAAUAAGAACAAUCAAAAUGUAUUUUGAAGCAAUUUAAUCACAUGUUUUAAUCACAUGUUUGUGCUAUUAUUCAGUGACAAGAGUUCGAUUUCA
This is a messenger RNA of Impatiens glandulifera, 1669 nucleotides long. RefSeq names its product fe-S cluster assembly factor HCF101, chloroplastic. Gene Ontology annotation, cellular component: chloroplast stroma. The coding region runs from base 16 to 1554 and encodes 512 amino acids. Lineage: Eukaryota; Viridiplantae; Streptophyta; Magnoliopsida; Ericales; Balsaminaceae. Gene Ontology annotation, molecular function: 4 iron, 4 sulfur cluster binding; ATP binding; ATP-dependent FeS chaperone activity. The record is from RefSeq and is a predicted model, not a curated record. The transcript is spliced from 14 exons. Gene Ontology annotation, biological process: iron-sulfur cluster assembly.